Messenger RNA from Eufriesea mexicana, 407 nucleotides. RefSeq names its product chemosensory protein 6 (gene CSP6). The record is from RefSeq and is a predicted model, not a curated record. NCBI's taxonomy places the organism in Eukaryota, Metazoa, Arthropoda, Insecta, Hymenoptera, Apidae. The transcript has 2 exons. The coding region runs from base 26 to 406 and encodes 126 amino acids.
UGGAAGAACAUACUUUAAUUACAAUAUGAAAAUUUGUCUCGUACUAUUUGCAUUGUUUGCAAUUGUUUGUGUAACAGCAGAAAAUUACACUACCAAAUAUGACGAUGUGGAUGUUGAUAGGAUUCUACAAAAUAAUCGUAUCCUAACUAAUUAUAUUAAAUGCAUGCUGGAUGAAGGUCCGUGUACCAAUGAAGGCAGAGAAUUGAAAAAAAUUUUACCCGAUGCUCUAUCUACAGGAUGCAGUAAAUGCAAUGAAAAACAGAAAUAUACUGCAAAUAAAGUAAUAAAUUAUCUGAGAACUAAGAAAUCAAAGGAUUGGGAACGACUUUCCGCAAAAUAUGAUUCAAAUGGAGAAUAUAAAAAACGUUUCGAUAAUCUAUCAUUGCAACUUACCAAAAACAGCUGAA